This is a messenger RNA of Salvelinus sp. IW2-2015, 2742 nucleotides long. RefSeq lists its product as uncharacterized. Lineage: Eukaryota; Metazoa; Chordata; Actinopteri; Salmoniformes; Salmonidae. The record is from RefSeq and is a predicted model, not a curated record.
CUGGUGUGGCUGAAAUAGCCGAAUCCAGUAAUUUGAAGGAGUGUCCACAUACUUUUGUAUAUAUAGUGUAUUUGGACUGAAAUGUCACUGAUCCGUACUUGACCUGUUUGCUUGUGAAACUACUACUCUAACUCUGCUUGGUGUAUUGCAUACAGCUCCAUGCAGAUCAAGUCCCCAUCUGACUCCUCCUGUAUUCCACCUGUGUUAUAUUUCGCUGUAUUUGGCAUCUUUAACAAUAUCUAAGGGGGACGAGAAAUGGUCUACUGCCAUUCAUGACACAGCAGUGACAUCUUGUGGAUAAAUUGAGUACAAUAUUUCAUUUAGUACACAUUUUCUCUCAGAAGGUGGUUGAAAAUGGCAUCUUUACAGACAAUGCCAAUUACAAAUAUUUUUUUUCUCCAGAAUAUCUACUCAAAGGUUAAAAAGUAAAUACAGAAAUAUGAAUCUGUUGCUGGGGAAUUUCGAGUCAUGGUGUCCACUAAAAAUAGUUUCACCUUGCAACAUUGCAUAGUCUGGCAGUCCAAACAGUGCCUGGUCAAAUAUCCCUGUCCAGUGUCCACUCCACACUGUGCUGGUUGGGGGAGGAACUCGACCCCUUUUCCCCUGCUCCUACUUCUCUCCUUGUGCCUGUAUCUAUCUCCCUGGAAAAUGAAAUAUGCUAAUAACAGAGAUAUGAAGCACCCUCUAGUAAGGAUGAGAAACGUUCAUUCCCAGUCCUCUCUGGGGAGUGACACCGACUCGCAGCCUGUCCUGAAAGAAGAGGAGGAAGAGGAGGAGGUAACACUAGAGGAGGAGAAAGAGGCGGAAGAGGAGAAAAAAGGGGACGUAUUGACGGACUCAGAGCUGGAUCCAGAGUUGCCUGAGGAGUAUUCCCAUGGCCUGGAGGACCUGAGGUGGAACCUGAGCUCUCUAGAGAAGGCUGUAUAUCUCAGCCUGCCACCAUGGGUCCAGAGAGCAUUGCUGUGCAACCUCAUGGCUAAAUGUGGUGUAAACAACUCAUUCUUCCCAGCCCGUCUGCUGUCCUACCUGCUGCUGCCCUACAUACUGCCAGCCUCUAUCUUUCUCCAUGUCAACUACAGGGUGCUGUGUUGGCUCCGCCAAGUCCCAGGGAAGUGGCUGUGGCCGGGUGUCGAAAUGGCUGUGCCAUUCCUUCUAAAGCUCUCUCACCCCAGGAAGAACCUCAUGCACAGGUUGUGGCCCUCUGGUCCUGUCAGAUUUUGGCCCGUUGGUCCUGCCAGGUUGUGGCCCUGCAAUCCUAUCAGGUUGUGGCCCUACAAUCCUGUCAGGUUGUGGCCCUGCAAUCCUGUCAGGUUGUGGCUCUACAAUCCUGUCAGGUUGUUGCCCUACAAUUCUGUUGGGUUGUGGCCCUGCAAUCCUAUCAGGUUGUGGCCCUGCAAUCUUAUCAGGUUGUGGCCCCUACGCUUUCUGGCAUCUGCCAAAGAAAAACAUACACAGUUUAAGAGUGCAGAGGAUCCUCCUCCACAGCAGCGCCGUCGCUCCGUCCUGCGGUUCCAGCUGUCCACCACCAGCACCCAUUACACAACCGAGAGCCCCAACACCCCAACCGAGAGCCACCCUGACCCCCUGAGCUUCUCCCUCCUCUUCAACCUGGAACUAGCGAUGGACAACCAGCCCAAUCAGCCCAACAACCAGUCUCUACUCCACCAUAGCAAGAGGCUGCUGCCACUGGAGUAUGGCCCCUGCAUAAAGAAAGAGGCCCUGGCCUCCCCACACAUCUCCUACAUGGGGGUGGAGGAAGAGGAGGAGAGGAUGUCUCAGGGAGGGGAUGAGGUGGAGGAAGGGUUAGCUCUCCUCCCCAGCCUUCCUGUGGAGUGUGCCAAUACUGGCUACUAAUGUUGGCUGACUUUAGGGUCAGGAGUUUUUCCCUGAUCGGGUCACAUGGUUAGGAAUGUGAUUUUCUCAGCAAAUGAAUAGCAGACCUAAGUCUGCCUGUAUCCAAUUCACAACUAGUUUGUACUUUGAAGUAUAAUGUAUGUUGAACCAAAUUAGUGAAGUCGACUCUCAUGUGCCGCAUGAGGCAGUAAGCACAAAAGCUCUCUUUCUACUACGCCCUUCCAUUCUCACUCCAGUAUGCACAAUGACUGGAAGGAAUGAUGAAUAGUGUAGAGUCCCUCUUAGUCACGUCACAUAGUCAAAACAACUCCCUCAUGUUCCUUAUCAGCUGACUUCCAGGUAAAGUAGUAGGUAUUACGUUAUCAGCCGACUUCCAGGUAAGGUAGUACUUAUAUUGUAUUAGAUUUAUGUAUUUUAUGAAAUUGUAUAUGCAGCGCUUGAAAGACACUGGUCUCAAUGGUGACUCCCUAAUUAAAUAAAGGUAAAUAAUGUCCACAGGACAUGUAUUACACCUCAACUAGUUUAAUCAAAUUACUUUCAGGUAUUUGACCGCGGGUAUUGUUCAUCAAGUGAGUGACAGUCCUAUGAGUGGGGGGCUACCCGGCAGAGAUGAAAACAUCAUCUUGAACGGAGAACUCCAUUCGCCCACUGGCGGUAGGAAUUUACAGCCUUGGGCAUAAGAAAGGCGGCAAAUAGCAAGCACAACAUUUUUUCCUAUCUGGUUACUAUCAGUGUUUGAUAGGAUCCUAAUAAACACCAUUAUUUUGUUAGCUGAAUAGUAAUACCUUUGGAUUGAGACAAUGUUAAGCCUUUUAACCUUGACCAGCUGUUUUGCUGAGGUUGAGUGGAACUUAGUUCAUUUAAAUAAAAGUAGUUAACAAAUGAAAA